Lathyrus oleraceus (garden pea) is the source of this 546-nucleotide messenger RNA. RefSeq lists its product as uncharacterized. The transcript has a single exon. NCBI's taxonomy places the organism in Eukaryota, Viridiplantae, Streptophyta, Magnoliopsida, Fabales, Fabaceae. Gene Ontology annotation, molecular function: zinc ion binding. The coding region runs from base 1 to 546 and encodes 181 amino acids. The record is from RefSeq and is a predicted model, not a curated record.
AUGUCGAGUCAAUUAUCCAGUGAAUGUUGUAUGAAAGUGAUGAAAGAGGAAGCUAUCAAAGCUAGCACAGAAGCGAUUACAAUAUUUGACCUUCAUAGGCAAAUUUUCAGUGUACAAGAAACAAUGGAACACAAUGAGGGGAGGCCUAAUUUAUCUUAUGUUGUCAUACUAAACAGAAGUUGGUGCGAUUGUGGCAAGUUCCAGGCCUUCCAUAUACCUUGCCCCCAUGUCUUUUCAGCAUGCACACUUACUCGCCAGGACGCUUACAACCAUCUAUCUGAUGUUUACAAGGUCAUUACCGUCAUGAAUGUCUACAAUGAAAGCUUCUAUGCGAUAGCAAUGGAGGAACGUUGGCCUCAAUAUCAAGGGGACAUAGUUUCACACAAUGAUGAGAUGCGAAGAAAGAAAAAAGGACGACCAAACAACACGCGUAUUAGAAUAGAAAUGGAUAUGGCUGAUAAAAUGAUAAGAUUAUGUAGUAUAUGUCGUCAACCCGAACACAAUAAGAAAAAAUAUCCCAAUCUCGGAGCAACCUCUGCAUCAUAA